GGACCUGAGCUCCAACCAACUGUCCGGCAGCAUCCCUAGCGAGCUAAGCUCCCUUGCCAGUCUCGAACACCUGGAGCUAAGUCAGAACGAGCUGAGCGGAUCCAUCCCAGAGAGCCUCUUCUCACUCUUUCGUCUCGAAGUGCUGUAUCUCGAUACAAACCAGCUCACCGGCACAAUCCCUGCCGCCAUCGGCAACCUUUUUGAUGUAACAAGCCUGUCACUGGCGUCGAACCAUCUGUAUGGCUCCAUUCCUGACAGCGUCACCAACAUUGCUGGUGUCAUCUACUUCUUUCUAUACCAGAACUACCUCACAGGGCCCGUAGUAAAGCCAUGGGGCUCGUAUGCAGAUCUCUCCAGCAACUACCUGUCGGGUCAGUUGGAGGAAAGCCCGUUCCCCGGAAUGGAGAGUGACGACGCACUUGGAGCCAACUGCCUCACUGCAGCUGAGGGUGUCUCGUUGGCCCCGCAGCGCCCCGAGGCAGCCUGCCGGGCGUUCUGUGGCAUCUCCAUGCGCUCCGCUGCUGCUGGUGGUGGUGGUGGUGGUGGUGGUGCUGGCGGUGCGGGUGGUGUUGCUUGUGGCGGGCGUGGGCUGUGCUAUCCUGACGGGCCUAGCUUGGCGCCGACCUGCUUGUGCAAGACGGGGUUCGUUCAGUUUGGAAGCAUCUACUGCCUUGAGGAGGGCUCGGAUCUCACCUCCCCACUGGACAGUAAGCUUCUCCCGCCAGCAACAGUGCUCACUAAGGGGACAAGGAAAGAAACGAAGGGAGCGUUUACAAAAGAGCCAGUGACCCUGUUCGUGUUUGAGAAAGGCCGGGAGGACGAAGGGUGCGGGUUCGAGCUGGGCUUUAACGUCAACUUCACCUUUGCGCUUUCACCCCAAGGCAAGGCUGCCUCCAACGGGUUUGCGUUUGUGGUGUCGGCAACAACCACGGUGGGGAACAGCAAUGGCGUGGGGUAUGGUGGGAUGGACCCUCGCAGCAUGGCCAUCGAGUUUGACGUGCUUCAGAACAGCCAGCACGGCGACAUGAAAGAUCAGCACGUGGGGUUGAACAUCAACGGGCAGGACAAGUCCUUCGCAGCUGUGAAAUCCCCGUUCAUGCUGACCAACAAGCAGGUAUACACGGCAUGGGUGGACUACGUACCUGGACUUUCCAGCACCAUCCAGGUCUUCCUGGCAAAUGGGGCAGUGACGGCAGCAGGGAAGCCAGCGAAGCCGUUGCUGGAGAGGCGGGUGUCGCUGUGUGAGGUGCUGCGGGGAGGGGAGGAGGCGCAGCUGCAGGCGUUCUACUUUGGCUUCGUGGCAUCCACCACUGUCAAGCCGUUCAUGAGCCAAAUCAUUUUCAAGUCUGCCAUACACGCAGACCUUCCACCCCCACGGGCGCCAGUCGCCGUAUCUGCAGCCCUGGGCCUGAAUGUGACUGUGGACACAUAUGCACCGGUACGGGCGAGCCCCUUCCCGCGCUAUGUGAGUGCGGACUACCGGGUUUCGGCGGGGAAGCAGGACUCGUGGGUCUUCAGGGACCUCCACUCCUGGGACUCCGUGCCCUUCCUCAGCUGGCCCGUCAAGAACCAGGCCGACUGUAAUGCAUGCUGGGCGUAUGCAGUGGUGGCGAGCAUAGAAGCAGCAUACGGCAUCGCAACGAAUGCAGAGGCGCCACGGCUGUCAGUGGACUCGCUCUUUGCAGCCAUGGGGCUCACCUCUCAAGCUGACAAGUGCACCGCUGGAGGCUCUCCGACCGAUGCCUUUGAAAAGCUUCUCGCUCUGGCCAAAGGAGGAGUGACCAUGGCCGACAAUCCGGGGAAAAAGUAUCCUAUUCAGGGAUUUGAGCGCGCAUCGUUCAAGGGGUAUGUGGGGCUCAUGCUGGCAGUGCAGCGGCAGCCAGUGGUGGUUCACAUCGAAGCCUCUGCUGCCACGUUUGCUGAAUAUGAUGGGACGUUCAAGUACCAGGACCCUGCCUGCUACAGCGGCAACCUGAACCACGUGGUGCUUGUAGUGGGAUAUUUCAUUCUGAGGGAUGACGGCAGUCAGAGUCGCAUUGCUCCGCCGUUUUGGAUCGUCCGCAACUCGUGGGGCGAAGAUUGGGGAGACAGGGGCCACAUGCGCGUAGAUAUUCAGGGAGGGGAUGGCGUGUGUGGCAUCAACGUGCUGCCUGGCAUCUACCCCAUUGUUAAGAUCCCAGGAGAUCCGUGUGGCAGCAAGAGCUACAAGGGCGAUGGUGACUUGCAGCCCAGCAUGAACCCGUGUGGCCGAUUCACAUGCAAGGCCAACAGCAAGACCAACAGCAACACAUGCACUUGCACCCUCCCUUCUGAGACCAAGCAACCCUUCGUGCAAGCUGCCAACGGUUAUGGCAACACGUGCGCCUAUUUGGACGUGUGUGGGUCUUACUUCAAGAACCCGUGUGCGGUGGGCACAUGCAUCAACGAUGGCAAGGGCUCCUACUCCUGCAUCUGCCCUCCCAACCACGUCCCCAGCCGAACCAUCGACAACUUCCCCACCUGCGACCCAGCCAACGAAACGGUCACGAGCCUGGCAGUGAGCGGGGACAAGUGGGCGUGCGCGGACGUGUAUGGCCUCGUGGGGCUCUCCUCCUCACAGUUCGCCCAGCAGAACCCGGGUAUCGACUGCUCCCAGCCGUUGCCUAAAGGAGCGGUGCUUCAGAUUGCGGGCACUCCGGCCAUCCCCUGCACGGGAUUCUUCUACACCCUCGAUGGCGACAGGUGUCUAUCCAUCGCCGCAUCAGUGGAUAUCACCAAAUCCAAUCUCAUGGCUCUCAACCCAGGCCUAGACUGCACGCAAGCCAUCAAGCCCGGCCGCUCCCUCUGUGUGGAGCGCAACGCAAGCUACGCCUACACGGUCCCCAAGUGUGUCAAGUACGCCACACUCACAGCAGAGGACACCUGUGAGCGCCUGCUGAAAGGGUCCAGAAGCGAGAAGGUUGAGCCCUCCUCCUGGGCUGAGCUCUACCGCAACAACCCCGGGCUCGUCUGCUCCAACACCGUCCCUGGCUCUGCCUCGGCUGUUGGCAGCAACAUUGGCGUGCAGCUCGGCAAGUGCACCAAGGGCCGGCCCCGGUCGGUGUCACCAUCGCUCACGUGCUCCGGUGCUUACCGCUUCUAUGGCAGCACUGGUACCAUGAGCCGAGACGAUGCGUUUCAAGAUUACAACGGAGAGAGAUGUGCUGGCACGGUUGGAGGCAAUUUCAUCUGUGUGCCAAGGUAA
Molecule: messenger RNA, 3223 nt
Organism: Closterium sp. Yama58-4
Lineage: Eukaryota; Viridiplantae; Streptophyta; Zygnematophyceae; Desmidiales; Closteriaceae
Source: the annotation of a GenBank genome assembly